CGCAGUUGAAAAAGGAGUCUUGUCAAACUUCGUCACACUGGCUCUAAUUUCGGAAGCGCGAAAGUUCGGUUGAUCUCGACGGACGCCGGCGAAUCGACGACGAGGAAGCAGCGAUGAGCAGCGGUCAAGCUGGACCCCACUCCCUAGCCUUCCGGGUGAUGAGGCUGUGCAAGCCCUCGUUCCAGGUGGACCCCAUUCCCCUCCUUCUCGACCCCGCCGAUCUCGUCGUCGGCGAGGACAUCUUCGACGACCCGAUCGCCGCCGCUCAACUCCCCCGCCUCCUCGACUCCUCCGCCGCCUCGAACUCCUCCUCCGACUCCUCCGAUCUCACCUACCGCACCCGUUUCCUCCUCCACCACCCCUCCGACUCCAUCGGCCUCUCGGGCCUCCUCGUCCUCCCCCAAGCCUUCGGAGCAAUUUAUUUAGGGGAGACAUUUUGUAGCUAUAUUAGCAUCAAUAACAGCUCCAAUUUCGAAGUCAGGGACAUUAUAAUCAAGGCGGAAAUGCAAACAGAAAGGCAGAGGCUUUUGCUGCUGGACACGUCGAAAUCUCCGGUUGAAUCCAUACGUGCAGGCGGCCGUUAUGAUUUCAUUGUUGAACAUGAUGUCAAGGAACUCGGCGCUCACACGUUGGUAUGCACUGCAUUGUACUAUGACGGGGAGGGAGAGCGUAAAUAUCUACCGCAGUUCUUCAAGUUCAUUGUGGCCAAUCCGCUUUCUGUCAGGACUAAGGUCCGUGUUGUAAAGGAAAUCACGCUUUUAGAAGCUUGCAUCGAAAAUCAUACCAAGUCAAAUCUUCUUAUGGACCAAGUUGAGUUUGAGCCCGCAUCAGCAUUGGAGUGCAAAAAUCCUAAAAGCUGACGAACAUCAUUCUGAAAAGAAUUCUCAAACAAGAUAUUUAAGCCACCAAUUCUUAUCAAAUCUGGCGGGGGAAUUCAUAACUAUCUUUAUCAGUUAAUAUCACAUGGUUCUGCCCAAGUGAAGGUUGAGGGAAGCAAUAUUCUUGGUAAACUUCAGAUAACAUGGCGAACUAAUCUGGGCGAACCUGGUCGCCUACAGACACAGCAAAUUAUGGGAACUCCCAUAACACGAAAGGAUAUUGAGUUGCAUGUGGUGGAGGUGCCGUCUGCCAUCAAGUUGGAAAGACCCUUUUCACUACAUUUGAAAUUAGAAAAUGAGACAGAUAAGGAACUCGGCCCCUUUGAAGUUUGGUUAUCACAAGAUGAUUCACCUGAGGAGAAGGUUGUUGUGAUCAAUGGUCUUCAAACAGUGGUUUUGCCAAGGGUUGAGGCGUUUGGUUCCACAAAUAUCAAUCUGAACCUCAUUGCUACUAAGCUUGGAGUUCAGAAGAUCACGGGCAUUACCGUGUUUAACACAAGAGAGAAAAAGUCAUAUGACCCUUUGCCAGAUUUGGAGAUUUUUGUGGAUCUCGACUAAAUCGUUGGCUAGGUUUUACCGGUUUUGCUUCCCAUCCUGUGCGGGGUUAUCAAACAUCGAGCGGAUGCCAUGAUCUGUCUCCUCAAUGAGCUUUAAUCAAGCCAAACAGAUCUGAAUGGAAGGCAUCAAGUUCUAGUCCGAUUACUGGUGAUGUUUACCUUCCUCCGGCCCUUGAUGACUUGCUUCAGUAAUCUCUUCCUUCCCUAAAGGGUUGUCCAAGUACUCGACGGUUUGAUUACAUUGGGGAACAAUUGUAUAUUUGUAAGAUUAGAUGACUUGCGAUGAACCGUAAGUAGUCUAAACGGAGUAGCUAAUGAAACUACAGAUUUCUGAUACAAUUGCUUGGAAACUAUUGUUACAUAAGAUGAAGGGUAAUUCGCACUUUACUA
Pyrus x bretschneideri (Chinese white pear) is the source of this 1825-nucleotide messenger RNA. RefSeq names its product trafficking protein particle complex subunit 13-like. NCBI's taxonomy places the organism in Eukaryota, Viridiplantae, Streptophyta, Magnoliopsida, Rosales, Rosaceae. The transcript is spliced from 12 exons. Gene Ontology annotation, cellular component: TRAPPIII protein complex. The record is from RefSeq and is a predicted model, not a curated record.